Molecule: messenger RNA, 351 nt
Organism: Gaeumannomyces tritici R3-111a-1
Lineage: Eukaryota; Fungi; Ascomycota; Sordariomycetes; Magnaporthales; Magnaporthaceae
Exons: 1
Coding region: 1-351 (116 amino acids)
Source: RefSeq, a predicted model, not a curated record
AUGACCAAGCAGGCCAUCGCUCUUAUCCAGGCCGUGAACAAGGCCGACAAGACAAAACUCGUGCAAGCUUUGAAGCCAGUAUCGGAUAUUAGGGCGCGCAAGAACCGAAGGCGUCGCGCCCCCAUUACUGGAGCCCGCAAGAAGGAUGUCCUGGACGUUAUAGAGCUCCUCCGACAGACCAAGGUCGAGGCCAGCCUUUUCACAAUUCUGGACAUCUCCCCUCCGAUGAGAGAAGAGAUCCGGGUCCUUGAUCAAGCCGGCUCCCAAGACGGAACUGUGGGUAGUGCUUGUCAAGUACCUCGUGCCACGGGAUUCCCGCGCUUGUUUAUGCUAUGCCUCUGCCGCAACUAG